GUACAAAUGCGAAAUAACUUUUCCAUGAGGUUUUCUUGAGUAAAAUGUCGUGGUAUCAAAAUAUUUUACCAGAAGGCAUAAAGAAAAAUGUUUGUGCAUAUUUACUGCAGCGUUACCUCGGACAAUUCUUUGAAGAAAAGUUAACCAGAGAACAGCUCAACAUUGACUUGUACAAUGGUACUGGCACAGUGGAAAAAAUCAGCCUUGAUGUUCAGGCUCUGAAUGAGCUGAGCGAAAAACAGAACUGGCCGAUUGAGUUUGUUGAUGGAUUCAUUGACAAAUUAUUUGUUAGUGUCCCUUUUAUGUCUAUUCUCAAAGACCCUAGUUAUGUGGAAGUUCAAGGUCUUAAAAUCACAGUUCAACCCAAACAGAGACAUGAAUCGGCAACUUCAAUGUUUGAAUCCAUGUGGAAUUCGAUGACAAGUUCUAUGCAGUUGGCUGAAGAAUGUGCAAAACAAGACGGUGUUAAUACGUCAAAUUCAUUGGAAGCAUAUGAAGGAAUUAAACUUUUUGCACAAACUAUUGACUCGGUUCUUAGCAGAGUCAAGGUUAAAUUCAUUGAUACUGUUUUCCAAGUGGAACAUGUACCCAAACAUAGUUGUACUGGUGUAGGAGUAACUAUUAAUAUUGAUUUGAUUGAAUACUCGGACGAGGCUGGCAAUGACCCAACCUCAGACGAAGCCACAGACUUGACGAAUCAAGAAUCAAAGAAAGCGUUCGUAGUCCAUUCGUUUACAACAAAGAAUUUCGUAAUAAGUGGUGUAACUUUUUCAACAGUAGAAUUUUCGAGUAAAGCUCGCACAUUUUCUAGAUCUGUUUUGAUACAAUCGCAACAAGAAACGGAGAACGAUUCUUUGGUUACUGUGAUAGAAAAUUCUAGCAUUAACAAAGAUGACAGCUCUCCAAAAUCGGAGGAUGACAGUGAGGGUGAAAAGAUGGAAGAACAAGAAUCGAAAGAGGACGGAGAUAAUCAAAAUUUGGGUGGACACAGGCACGUUAUUAAAUUUGGAUAUCUUUCCAGUACACAGGAGGUUAGGGUGAAACUUAAGCAAUCGGAAAAUGUGACAGGACCAAAAGUAUCGAUAGACGUCAUGUUAGGUUCCUUCAUAAUGUUUUUAUCUCCGAGACAGUUUCAUCUCCUGUUGGAACUUGCCGAUGGGUUGUCAAAACCUGACACUGUUGAUAACAGCAAUGUAGCUCCAAGAACACACUGUUCUAGUAAACCAAUGACAGUUCUAGACUAUCAACGAGUAGAACAGGAACUUCAAAAUCAGAUACAGUCCUUGUCAAAUUUUCAAAUAGCAGGUCUGCAGGCAGCCCAGGGAUGGUCUUCACCUGGUUUGGACGAUAGUGGUACAGAAGAAACUUUCUUGCCUUUAAAGAAUACUGUAAGCGGCAUGUAUGACAGUACUCUAUCGGGAAUUGCUAGCAGUAUGGAUUCUAGCGUCAGUUCUAGCAUGGUUAGUUCAGUUACUGAUCAAAGUCAAAGAUCUAGAAGGAAAAUAAACACAGUUGAUUCUGACCCCACAGCAGAAAUAUCCUAUUUCCAAAUACGGGUUGCCUCAUUAGCUGUCAUACUAUUAUUGGAAGACGUACUAUUUCAACCAGUCGAGAAGAAUCAAAUUUUGGCCCCAUCUAGCGUUCAAAAGAUGCAACAAGUCGUAGACGAUUUCUUCGGUAAAUUAGGACAUUUUUCUUUUGCUGCUUACGGAAAUAAAGACUUUGAAGAAGCAGGGGAAGUUUUUAAUAAAGCCUGCUGUCGCAGCCAUUUAAAAUUGUUAGCUGCUCCUGUGCAAAUCGAGGGAGACGAAAAAACAACCAGUUCGGCGUUCUCCAUUACAAGUCAAUUAUCUGCUGCCAAAUUAGAGAUUCACGAAUGUAUGUACAAUUCCAAUGAUAAUACCAUCGAAACUGUUCCUCUGCUGGUAUUCCUGGAAAACACUUCUCCCCAAAAUGUGAAUUUAAUGAGUGUUAAACCUAGUGUUAAGUUGACAUUUAAACAUGUAGAAAAAACGAAGAGUUCUAAUAGAAGAAAUAAUGGACCAAAAUCUGAAGUAACAUUAUUUUUAAACAAGCUCAAUCUGGAAUUGGACAUAACUAUCGUCGACAGGAUAAAUGCGUUACUCGAUUCUCCAACAAUUUGUGUACCUGAAAUUUCGCCUUAUAAUCCUUGGAGGACAGAAAAAUUUUCAGAUCAUUUGUCUCCUAUUAGCUCUGUAGAAUCAAAAAUGGAUUUAAAGGUUAUUUGUCCGCUAGUCAACGUGAAACUAAGGUUUCCUAUACCAGAUUUUCGACCUUUACAUGAUAUGAAUAGAGUCCCUUGGUGGAAGAGGCACGUCAGAACGGAUUAUCUGUCACUAGUUUUUUCCGAUUUUCUUCUCCAGUCUAGUUUCAACACGAAUCAAGCUUGUCAAGAAUACUCGAUGCAGUCUAGGGCUCUGGAAGUGUUUUAUUAUGAGAAUGAAAAUAGCGCUGCUUUACCCAUAGCUAAAACAGAAUUCGACGAUAGAAAUAUAACAUCUAUGCAAGAUGUUAUGUCACAAAUAAGGUUAAAUGUAAAACUGUUUCCUACACAAACAAAUGAAUUGGAGAAAUUAUCCGAAGCUGAACCAAACGUUAUGACCACUUCCUUCUAUGGGGCUUUCGAAAAUCAAAACAAUGAAGAUCCAGGACCGUUUAGUGCUAAAAAAGUCGUACACGAGAGCGAUACUCCGCAUUCUAAACCUCAGAACGAUGAUACAGCAGAAUUAAUUAUACCCGGUGACAAACACGAAAUAGAGGAGUUCAUAAAGACCACUUCGGAUUUCGCAAAGAUUCACGUUGAAGUUUUUUUGCCUACUGUCUCUAUUCAGCUCAAAUCUAAGCACACAUAUGAACUCAUAUAUAAUAGAAUAAACAACGAUUUACUGUUGUGGACUCCUAGUGCUCCAAAACUGAACUCGCCUCUUAAUACUACUAACUAUUCCACCUACGGUACUAAGAGUGUCUUUGUUGAUGGUCGAGAUACAUUUACAAUGUGCAAAAGUGGAAUUCAGUAUGAAUCUGAAUCUGACAGCGAAGAUUCGGAAGAGACCAACGGUAACAACGUCUUCUUCUCUACCUAUGAUCACAAAACCAAGCUUUCUUCAAAAUCGCAGCUCAAAGUCCAAGAACCUGUUAAACAAGAACAGAGCGAAUUUGUGCUCAAUAUUCAAAUAUAUCAAGGAAUCCUAAGCAUGAAUCCUCCAGUCCGAGAUUCCGGCAACAAUGUUAUACCGGGCCAACAGGGCGAAUUCGUUUUAAAUUUGGACGACGCAAAUAUAUUUGUAGUUAGCGGUUACAAAGGUGACACGAACUUGGGAUUCGUUUGUGUGCAACUACACAAUGCUCAACUAUACCACUGCGAUAUGAUGUCGAUACCUACUAAAGAUCCACCGUUAAAAGAAAUCGGCUGUCACUUAGGCCACCAUUUAAGUCCCACGAUUUUUAAAUCGGAACCUGGUAUGCUUGCUACAUCGAAAGAUAGAGGUGGCAACAGAGAAAUGUUUACUGUUGCCGUCAGAAUUCAAGCUAACCAUGAAACCCACCAUGUUAAGACUGUUCGGGUAGCUCUCGGUUUAAACAAAAGUACACUAAAACACCGAAUGUGUACGGAACCAAACAGUUGGAUCUCCCAUCUUUUGGACUUUUUCAACGUCCAAGAUUAUCCUCUAGCUAACUACCAUGCUAAAGACGUAUUGACUGAAUUGCAUCUACAUGUAUGGGAUUGUGCCAUAGAUUACAGACCUUUAAACUUACCAAUUAGAUCCGCCAUAUCCAUAGGAAAUUUCAGUAUGUCAUCGCAUUUGUCGGCCCAAGCGAAUUCGUCCACGCUGAGGUUCAUUUUCGAGGAAUGUUCUCUAUUUUUGAGCGAAAAGGCUCCUCCGAAGAAUGGAAAAGUUUCUCUGGCGCCUGUAGAUUUAGUGAAAGAUUACGUGAAUGUAUUGGAAUUGGGAUUGUUUGAGCUCAGCUUAAGAACUACAGAUAAGAGAAGUGGCCGUAACCCUCACAUAGAUCUCCGAGCAUCCAAUAACAUUCUAAACAUCCACACGUGUUCUGACAGUGGAAGGAUGUUGAUGCAACUAAUUGUUUAUUUCGCCAACGAUGGGGACCUCAUUCAAGCCGUACCUGUUAACAACGCGAGUCCCUAUUCCAGUCCCAGGCAUCAAGCCGAUCAAGAAUUGGUACCCGUGGAACCUCAAAUCAGCAAUUUGUCAAAAAGUCAGCACGAACAUGUCAAUACGCUUUUAGGGGAAGCUAUGAAGGAAAAUGAAGUUGCUGAAGGGGAUUCAAUGCAUUCUUCUAAUUUAGGCGCUAAGUUAUUCUAUUUUCCGGACGAGAAACAACUUUUACAAGAAACAUUGACAAAACCAUUACCUCAAGUUACCUACGAAUUAGGUGAUAUUGCAUAUCAUUCGAACAAAAGCAGUGAUACAGAUGACGAUUUCUGCAUCAUAAGUAAAGAACCCGGUUUAGGUCUUUAUCCAGCCAAUGGCAUACCUGAGAUCAGGUGGCUGUCUAGUGAUCCAGUGAGAGUGAUAGACAAUCACUUUGGAAUACCGGUCGGAAAAACGGAUAUCUUGAAGCCUCCGAAAUCGUUUCCAACACCAGUAACGCGAUAUACGUUGUGCGAUAUGACUGUCACGUGGCAUAUGUACGGAGGAAACGAUUUUAAAAUACCCGAUAGUGAAAGUAAGAAGAAAAACGUUCAGUUUUCUGAAACUCAACUUAGUACUACGGUUAGUUUCUCAAAGUCAAAUAAGAAUGAAGUUACUAUUACUUCAAAUUUUGAUAAAAAGAAGACUAAUAUGAAUUGGAUACUAAAAGGGGGAGUAAAUCGGGAUCACGAUGUUCAUAUGGAAUUGCAUUUGAAUAAGGUCCGUUUUCAACAUGAAGUAUAUCCAGAAACUACUACUCAAGCCUCCAGGCAAAUCCUAAUAAUAUCUGAUGUAGAAAUAGUAGAUAAAUUAGAAUCUAGUCAAUUCAACAAAUUUCUUUAUCAAUAUACAAGUCAAACAAGACCAAAACAGUCUCACGCGCAUAUGGUUGUGAUAAAAGCUUUACACAUAAGGCCUGAUGCAAAACUACCCACUCAAGAAUGUUGUCUGAAAGUAUCACUAUUGCCUCUUAGACUAAACAUAGACCAAGAUUCUUUAUUAUUCCUUAUCAACUUCUUUACCGAACUUGGUGGAGACAAUUCUGUGAAAAGUGAUGAACAGGUAAAUAUUUCGAAACACAAUACACCGACUCAUCAACCCCCUGUCAUGACAAUUAGCGAAGAAAAUGAGGAAAUAAUUAAGAAACAAGCGUUAAAAGUGGUUGACGAAAAUCUAAUAAUGCUGAUGGAAGAAAGUAAAAGUCAUUUUGAAUCUGAGAACUCUUCAAGUAAUUUGACAUCCAGUGUCCAAGAUGGAUCGCCUGUCUUCUUUAGGAAUCUUAUAUUCGGUCCUGAUGUGCCAAUACGAUUAGAUUAUCACGGUAAACGCGUUGACAUGACACACGGUUCCCUUUCGGGUCUCCUGAUGGGUCUUGGACAACUAAAUUGUUCCGAAUUAAGACUGAAAAGGGUCAGCUAUCGUCACGGACUCUUAGGAUUUGACAAAUUGAUGAAGCAUUUAGUUGCGGAGUGGUUGAGCGAUAUCAAAAAGAACCAACUUCCUAGUCUACUCGGGGGCGUCGGUCCCAUGCACACUCUUGUUCAACUAUUCCAAGGUGUUCGUGAUCUGUUCUGGUUACCAAUUGAGCAGUAUCAAAAGGACGGUAGGAUUGUUAGGGGCCUUCAAAGAGGAGCUAAUAGUUUUACUACUUCUACAGCGAUGGCUGCGUUAGAACUAACUUCCCGUAUCAUACAUUUGAUACAAAUUACAGCUGAAACGGCUUAUGAUAUGCUAUCACCCGGUCCUAGUGUUAGAAUGAUGGCGAGAACAAAGGGAAAGAGAAAGAGGUACAAUCAGCCACAGGAUAUUAGAGAAGGGAUGGCAAAUGCCUAUUCACUUGUCAAAGAGGGUAUUGGCGAGACGGCCGACCAAAUAGUCCAAGUGGCCGCGCACGAGAAGGAACAAAAAGGAUACAGCGGCGCCGUAGGCGGUGUCCUUCGACAAAUCCCCCCCACUUUCCUCACGCCCAUUAUCAUAGCCUCGGCGGCUACCAGCAACGUACUGGGAGGCAUGCGUAGCCAACUGGUGCCGGACGCCAGACGAGAGGCUAAUCAAAAAUGGCGAAACGUCGACGAGUUAAAUUGUGAUAAAAAAUAAAGACUGUAAUUGUGAUGAAACUAUACAAUUAGAUAUUAGUCUAACUAAUAAUAAUUAUCGGUCUUUAACAUUGUACAGGGUGUUUCGUCAUAAAAUAAUGGUUCAUUCCGAUUUUUUAUUCUUGCACUUUGAAAUAUCGCCGUCUACGUUGAUUAAAAAAAUAAUUUUUACAGCUCCAAGUAAUUUAAUAAGAAUGACAAUUAUGUAAUGAGUAAAUAAUAAAGAACUUGACUGGACGAGGCGCAUUUUAGGCCGAGGGAGCAUAGCGAAUACAAGUUGUAUAUAAAGUUUUACAAAAAUUGUCUCAAUAUUAAAAAAGUUCAAUUUAUUUUUAACCUUUUCAAGCAUUUAUAGUUCCAUAGAACAUACAAAUAUAUUAUCAACAGCAUAGCAGUUAUUUUGCUUUGAGGUGAUUGAAAUUAUAAUACAACGAAAAUAGCAGCUAGAAAAAUCGGUUAAGAAAUGAUUUCCAAAGCAGAUCUUGAAUUACCAAAGCGUCUGUAGAUUAAAAAACUGUGGCUCUCGAGGUUUUGUAAGGUCACAAUUGACAAACAGUAUGUGACAAUUGACAAAUGUGAAGAAUGAACUGAUUAAAACAAAAUUGUUUUGAUUUAAUACCUCUCAAAAGUUUUCCCCUUAGUUUGCCACGAACUUGUUCUAAUACUAAUAUUUCUUGAGACGUUGAGGUCCAUGACUUGUAUCAUCAUUUUGGAGGUUGAAGAACAAGUACUCAAUGUCGUUGAAAAUAGUCCUGAAAUAAGGAGAGGCUAGCCAUGAGCUUAGUGUGUAUCCAUGUUCUCACAACAGUUAAGCUGUGAGGUCUCCAGUCACGUUGUGGAUGAAUGACGGGUGAGACCAUUCCAUCAUCGGCCUUAGCCGACUGACAUUUAACCAUCGGCAAAAGGAAUUAAUGAGAGUGAAUGGGAAAGUAGUAGGACCUUCAGCUGGUGGCACAAUAAGCCGAAAGCUGCAUUACCACCAAGCUACAAAUAGGGUGAUAACACGGGUGGAAAAAAAUAAAAGCCAUAUAAGACUCGCUACUUAAGUUACAGUAUUUCAUUCUUAUUGUACAUGCAUACAUGCUUGUCUUAGUAAAAACGGACGCCAAUUUGAACAAUUACUAUAGUGUAAACCUUAAAUUUGCUUUCUAUAUAAAUCAAUAUGUUGUGCCAAAAGCCACUUAGGCCAAUAGUCUCUCUUGGGGCUUGAUUAGCUUGUACUCAUAUGAUCUCUGGAUCAUUGUCCUUGUCCUUUGUUUGGUUCUGUGAUUUUUACUUUAAGCAAUAUUUGAAAGUCACAUAUGGUGAUGAAAAUAAGCAUUUACCCACUUUUGGCUCUUUUUUGAGCAAACUUUCACUCUAAAAAAAUCAAUGGUAUAUCGCUGAGCGUAUAUUUUCCAGGUACGACGCCUCUAAAUAAGAAUUAGGUUCGUAUUAAAACCUUAGUUGCCAUAGAAUUACAAGAGGCGAGAUUAAUCUUUACUUUGCAUUAAAACUGCCGCAAAAAUUAAGGUUAUAUAGUUUACUAAAACCAAAAGUAAUUAUGCAUGUAUAAAGGAAGAUAUGUAGUGUUGUCAUUCUCUAAUUAUUAUGUCUUGUUCCUUUGUUCUUUAAAUUUUUCGUGUUCUAUUAAUUGUAAAAUCCAUAAUAUUGGUUUAGAAUCGUACUUUUUUAUUAUUAAAGGUUUAAAAAUUUAAAGGAUACUUCCUUAAAGAGCUUAGAAUAAUUAUAAAUUCUUUUUAUCUGCAACACUUGCAAAUUCUUCUCUAGUUUGUUUAUUUUAGACUGACCAUUUUCUUAUAUAUUUUCAAUUUAUCAAAUCUGAUACCUUCCAGGUACAUGUUUUGGCUCAAUUUUGCAAUUUAUAUGAAAAUAUUGAAGAUUUGUGCUUGCCAAAUAUUUUAAAUAUACCAUUCUUAUAAAAAAAAAUGGAGUUGUUUUUUAAGUUAUUUCAUAUGAGAUACCCUGUAUGUUCUUAAUUAAAAGUACCAAACAUGAUUUUAUAGGUGAUAAUAUUACUGAUUUAAAUUUUUGCACUAGC
Messenger RNA from Psylliodes chrysocephalus, 8312 nucleotides. The record is from the annotation of a GenBank genome assembly. NCBI's taxonomy places the organism in Eukaryota, Metazoa, Arthropoda, Insecta, Coleoptera, Chrysomelidae.